Messenger RNA from Phasianus colchicus (ring-necked pheasant), 3610 nucleotides. RefSeq names its product cilia and flagella associated protein 99 (gene CFAP99). The record is from RefSeq and is a predicted model, not a curated record. NCBI's taxonomy places the organism in Eukaryota, Metazoa, Chordata, Aves, Galliformes, Phasianidae.
CCCUGCCGCUCGCCGGGAGGCUCCGCGGGGCGGAAGGUCUCAGCGCCGCCCGAACGAAGGCUGCGCGCCGCCGCUUCAGCGCACGGACCGGCCGCCGGCACGGGCAGCGCCGACUGCUCCGCGCCUCAGCGCCCGCCCCCAAAACAUUGCGCGGCCGCCCGCCCGACAGCGGCGCCCCCUCGCCGCUGGGCGCAUGCGCAGAAGCAGGUCCACGCGCUCCAUCGGCACCGCCCACCGGCCCCGCGACCAAUCGGAAGGCGGCUGGGUGCGGCCUCCGGAGGGAUCGCCCCGCCCGCCUGGCCGCUUAUUUGCGUAACACGAGGCGGGGGCGGAGGACUACACUUCCCAGCAUGCCUCACGACGCAGUAGGAGGUGCGAUGCGGAGCGUGGCGGCGCAGCGGAUGCCGGGAUUUGUAGUCUUCUCCCCAGGAGUGAUGCUGAGCGUGUCGCGUUCAGGACGCCAAGCCUCUGCUCGUCACAGCUAUCUUUAUCUGAGUGCGUAGCAAUCGGCCGAUUAAUUUCUAAGCCUCUCAUUAGCGCAAGAACCAAGGAGAGAAUAAUCGCGUUGCUCAGCAACGGCGGCAAACAAUCGCCGCCAUCUUUUCUCCUGCGCGGGUAGUUCUGCGCCAACGCUGGCGCCGCCGAGCCGCACGAAGGAGAGCGCGCGAAGAACUCCAGCUCCCGUCAGCCCCCGCGCCCCUCAGCAACCGCGGCGCUGCGGCGGCUGGGGCGGAGGAGCGGGUGAAAUGGUGAAUGUGCGGUGAGGCGCUCGCUGGGGCUGGGAUUGCUUCGCUGUGGUGACUUCGGUCAAGCGGCAAUCUCGGUCUUUGUAGGCGAGGAGCGAAUAUAAAACCUGAAAGAAUCUCUCAGAUCAGUCUGUGGUCAGGCUUAGUGCAUGCAGUUGCUUUCCGAGUAUCUCCAGGCUGUGCUGCAAAGUAUGGCCACUUCGGGUUCCUCCUUUAACAGGAGUUCUGGAUCAGGAUUCUCCAUGGUGAAGAUGGUCAGCCAUGGAAAACAUAUCACAAUAAUAAUCCAACAGCUUAAUAAAUUUAACCCAGAAAAUCAGAGCGUGGAGGAUUUCUUGAAUGAAUCAGCUAAGAUGUUGCAGACUCUUAAUGUGGCAGAAGAAAAAUUUGUAUUGGAAACACUAGCUGGAUGCAUAGAAUAUAAAUCCUUACUGGAUGUAGUAGUCAAUGCCUUUUUUGCUCGCGAUGGGAGGCACUGUCUGAUUUCUGAGCGUAAUCUCUACAUAGUUAUUUGCUAUUUGGCAACUUUUCAACUCGAAGAGCUUGGUCUUCAGAACUUCAGCAGAAUUGUGAAAUCUCUAGACACUGUAAAAAUGCAUAAGUUUCUUAGAUUCUUCUUCAAUGCCUUGUAUUUGAACACAUGGAUAAAAGAUGAAUGGAGUCAGCUGUACGAUUCACUGUAUGUAAAAGAGAACUGGAUCGAUCCCCUGCUGAGAUGGCAGCCUAAAGUACAGCAGCUGAUAGAACAACUUGCGGAUAAGUUAAGCAGUCGUACUACCGACGUCAAAAUGUCAACGGUCACUCAGCCAAAGGAAUUUAAUUUGACUGUUCCCAAGCCACGUGCCAUUCCUGUACCUCUGCCAGUACCAGUGCUGGAAAAAAGUCCCCCUGUUCCUCCAAGCACCUACAAGCCUCCAAAGGAAAAAAAGCAACUAGAGAAAAUCAAAACAAAAAAUCGCCAAAAAGCAGAAGAUCUGCUUCUGAAAGCAAACACUAACCAGUUCAGAUGUGCAGCCAUGAAACCUGAAAAAGCAGAGUUUGAACUGCAGAACACACAGGACAAUAUGAAGAGCAGGCCAGCAUUCCAGGCUCAGAAGAUCCAAAGCAGGAUCGACAAUUUACCUAUUAAAUUAAAUGCAGCAGCUAUUUUAAGAGAGGGUGCCCUCUAUCAGCGAAAAAUGGAACAGGAGCUCCAGAGAAUUGAAAAUCUGCUACGAGGGACUGGAGACCCAUCUGAAUUCUUGGAAUGGCAAAAGCAGAUGCGUGGAAAAGAUUUGGAAGAGCAGCUGGCUGAAAUAGAGUAUAGAAGGCUUCAAGGGAAACUGAGUCACGAAGAGGCAGUUCUAGCCCAUCAGAAUGUAAUUCAAGAAAAUAAGAAGAAAGCUGAUCUAAUGAGAGAAGAGAAAGCAGAGCUGAUGCAUGAAUAUGCAGAGAGAUGUCUACAGGAACAGAAAGAAAUGAGAGAGCUGGUGGAGAAGGUCGUGGAAGGACACAAGAAUGCAAAGCAAGCAAAACUAAAGCUUCAGAAAUACAAACAGCAGAUAGUUCAGGAAGUUUGUGAAGAAAAUCGAGAACUACUUCGGCAAGCUUUAGAGGAAGAGGAAGAGAAACUUAAGAAAAAAUAUGAAUUAAUUCAACAAAUACGAGCCAUUGAAUCUUUACCAAUCCUUAAACAGAAGUUUGUUGACUUAACUGAGACUGGUGGCCAUGGUUUAAUUUGUGAAAUGUCAAUAGUGGAACUACGUGAACGCCUCGCUCUACUUAGAGAAGCACAGAAGGCAGCAGAGGAAGAGAAGAGAGACCAGAUAAUUCAAGAUAAACAAGCUAAGGAACAACUUCUUCUAGAUAAACUGGACCAGAUUUCCAUUUUCAGAGCAGAACUUGGACGAGCAGCUGCAUUAAAGCAAGAAGAAAAGAAAAGAAAGUCCCAGUCUGGCGAAAGGCAAAUGAAAGAUGAACGCAUUUUAAAUCUGCAGAGAAAAAUUGCAGAGAAAGCAAUGGAGCGUAAAAAGCAAGCAGGACUCUUGAAGAUUACCCCCCAGAAAGCCACCACUGCAAGAAAGGACUCUUUGCAGUGGAGCCGUUGGAAAGAACUGGAAGAGAGUCGGGAAAGGCGGUUCAAGACUCUUCAGUACGGCUUCAUGGCCAGAGAAACAGACCAGAAAAUGGCUGCCUACGAGGCAGCAAGAAGCGGAGCCACAGCUUGUAUACUGCGCUCCCAAGUAAAAUAAAGUACACUUGGAACAAAGCCAGGCCUGCUGGAAAUCUCCCAGUGCAACUAUUUACUACAAGGUUGAUUUGUAAUCUUUAUUUGAUCUUUACCAUUUUAACAGCAAAACUUGGGUCAUUCAGACAUAGUAGAAUUGAAACGUGUUAAUUUUUUAUAAUGGAAUUCUAUUUUUUAGCUGUAAUGAUGUAUUUUUUUCCUAUUAGGAUGAAAAGCUGUAAGAAACCCAAAUGGCCAGUGUCUGGGUACGAGUGCUGAGGUCUAUAUUACUGUUAUCACUGUAUACUGUGCCAUGAGUUGCUGUGUUCAUUUUCCUAAAGAAUAAAAAUGAGGGGGGCGGAAAAAGCAAUAUUUGUUUACAUCAGCAUUUUGUCAGCAGCCGAGUUCCUAACACAUCAUCUUACACAACAGUAACUAUGUGUAACAGGAUCACCAGUUUCAACACUGGUUUUAGAGGGUGAAAGAAAAUUGUUUGGAAGGUUGAGAUGACACCAUAGCCUACAGCUGCCACAGGCUGCAUUCAGCAACCCAAGAGACCAUCCCUCUAUUUGCAGUCUUCUCAGUCUUUAAACAGUAUAAGGAGGACAUAGCAUUGUUGGAUCUCUUUAGCAAGCUGCUUGCAGGAAAUUCUGUUACU